This is a messenger RNA of Seminavis robusta, 807 nucleotides long. The record is from the annotation of a GenBank genome assembly. NCBI's taxonomy places the organism in Eukaryota, Bacillariophyta, Bacillariophyceae, Naviculales, Naviculaceae.
AUGCCACCGCCACCUUCCCGCGCCCAGCUUCGUGCCGUCAUGAUCCAAGCUGGGUUGCCCAUGGCGGGCUUUGGUUUUAUGGAUCAAACCAUUAUGAUUCACGCGGGCAAUGCUAUCGAUUGUACCAUUGGUGUCACGCUUGGCUUGUCCACUCUGGCAGCCGCGGCGGUGGGGCAGAUUGUGGCCAAUGCGGGUGGCAUUGUCUUUGGUGAAACUCUGCAGCGUUUCUUUGCUCGGUGUGCCUGGAUUCCCACAAACGCAAACUUGACGGCGUCUCAAUGCUCCAUGAAAGCAGUGGAACGGGCUCGUUUCGUGGGAACAUUUCUGGGUAUCUUGGUAGGAUGCGUGGUCGGUUUGGCCAAUCUACUCUUUAUUGAUACGGAUUGGACUCGAGAACAAAAGCUAAUCCAGCAUCCUUCUACUAGUACUGUUCCCGAACAGAAGUUCCCCUUUCAAAUCCAUGUCAGCAAUAAUCAUUCGUUGUCGGACAAGCAUCAGCCUGCUACAACCUUGACAAUUUGGGGCCCUGAUGUGGAUGGGAUACUGGCAACCAUCCUGACCGCACUCAAAGAGGAAGGGUAUUCCGUCUUGGAAAUGAGUGCCAGACCCAAGCAGCAACCAGAGACCAACCGUGACAACAGCCCCGCGAAGGACAAAGAGACCAAUGCCGCUCGCUAUUACGAAGACAUCUUUGUGGUCCGCCGUCGUGGAGAAGCGAUUCCUGAAGAGGAACUAACUCUUCUGACUCAGAAACUACUUCAGGAAAAGCUUCUUCCUCAAAACUCCCAGCAUCCUAAGCACGCCUGA